Messenger RNA from Oncorhynchus mykiss (rainbow trout), 4777 nucleotides. Its product is annotated as ankyrin repeat- and BTB/POZ domain-containing protein 3-B. The record is from RefSeq and is a predicted model, not a curated record. Gene Ontology annotation, molecular function: protein heterodimerization activity. Lineage: Eukaryota; Metazoa; Chordata; Actinopteri; Salmoniformes; Salmonidae.
AGGAUCUUACUGCGUAAAACACAGACCACUGUAGCUGCUCUAUGUGCUAUGAUGGAAACACUUCGAAGUUUUAGUUCGGAUUGAGAAAUAUCAACUUGAUUCGUUUCCACUGAAGGCAACGGGAUAAAAUAUUGACACGUCAAAAUACAUCGCAGUCGGGCUUUAAUUGCGUUCAUUUAAUUGCAUUGGGCGACGUUGUGAGACAUUUUGAGCCAUUCAUUCCAAAGUCCUCUUUACAGUAUGAGGUGCAGUUAUGGCAAGCAGUAGUAAGAAGUCAGUGGCGAGGACCCUGGAGGAUCUGACGCUUGAUUCUGGUUAUGGUGGAGCAGCAGACUCCUUUAGGUCUUCCAGUGCUUCACUGUGCUGUUCCGAGGCACAUAUACCUUAUGCGCAUGGGGGGAAUGUUUGGCAUUUAACCGACUCCAUGCACAGUCGCCACAACAGCCUGGACACGGUCAACACAGUCUUGGUCGAAGACUCCGAUAUCCUGGAUUGCUCCGGACAGUGCGCUAAACUACCCGAGCUCGAGGACGUGCCAUGGAGCCUCGGGGAAGUAGAGAGCGCACUGAACAAGGACGAAGAGUUGAGGCUGGGGGUCGUGUCACAGGAGAUCCUGGCUAGGCUCUCGGUCCUCAUAAGCCGCGCACUCGUGAGGGUCGCCAAGGAAGCGCAGCGCCUGAGUUUGCGCUAUGCCAAAUGCACCAAAUACGAGAUUCAAAGUGCCAUAAAGGUUGUCAUGUCUUGGACAGUCUCGGUGAACUGCAUCACCGCCGCACUCAGUGCCUUGUCUAUGUACAACAUGAGCACCGAGGACAAGUUCAGCCGCGGAAAGUCACUCAGAUGCGGACUCAUUUUCAACGUGGGGAAGUUCUUCAGGUGGAUGGUGGACAGCCGAGUUGCGGUGAGGAUCCACGAGCACGCUGCCAUCUACCUGACAGCUUGCAUGGAGAGUCUUUUCCGAGAGGUGUACGCACGCGCACUGCGCAGCGCACUUGUGGAGAAAGAUAAUGGGAUCCCUAAAUUCACUGUUGAGUCCCUCGAACAGGCCAUCAACAACGAUUCGGAGUUAUGGGGGUUCCUGCAGCAGUAUCAAUACCUCAUUUGUGGGAAGAAUGCAAGUGGUGUGCUCAGCCUACCAGAGAGCCUGACUCUGCAUCGGGACCAGCAGCGGUCAGGGAAAAGUGGGGAGGGCCACUCCUACAGUCAGUCGGAGCUGCGCUCCAUCGAGCAGUGCCUGCUAGCCACACGGGUGGGCAGCAUCUCAGAACUCAGUGACCUGGUCUCCCGGGCCAUGCACCACCUCCAGCCGCUGCAUGUGAAGAACCAUAGCAACGGGACGCCCAUCCACCAGAAGAGCAGCCCAGUACACUGGGAGCCUGAGGCGCUCUACACUCUCUGCUACUUCAUGCACUGUCCCCAGGUGGAAUGGGAGAACCCCAACGUAGAACCCUCUAAGGUUACCCUGCAGACAGAGAGGCCGUUCCUGGUUCUACCUCCUCUGAUGGAGUGGCUCAGGGUGUCGGUGGCCCACGCAGAGCACCGCCGUAGCUUCUCAGUGGACAGUGACGACGUCCGGCAGGCCGCCAGGCUGCUGCUGCCAGGGGUGGACUGUGAACCACGCCAGCUCAAGACAGAUGACUUCUGUGCAUCCAGGAAGUUGGAUGCAGCAUCCACAGAGGCUAAGUUCCUCCAGGACCUGGGAUUCCGUAUGCUCAACUGUGGCCGGACCGACCUGGUCAAGCAGGCUGUCAAUUUGCUGGGGCCUGACGGCAUCAACAGCAUGAGUGAACAGGGAAUGACCCCUCUGAUGUACUCCUGUGUGAGAGGGGAUGAAGCAAUGGUCCAGAUGCUGCUGGACGCUGGAGCCGACAUCAACAGUGAGGUGCCAAACACAGUGCACAAGUACCCCUCAGUCAACCCCGAAACGCGCCUGGGGACACCACUCACUUUCGCCGUGUUACACGGACAUGUCCCUGUCGUGCAGCUGCUCCUGGAUGCCCGGGCCAACGUAGAGGGCUCCCUACAGGACGGUAUGGAGAACUACACAGAGACCCCGCUACAGCUUGCCUCCGCUGCAGGUAACUUUGAGCUGGUCAGUUUGCUGUUGGAGAGAGGAGCAGACCCCAUGGUGGGAACCGUGUAUCGUAACGGUAUCUCUACUGCCCCUCAUGGAGACAUGAACUCCUACAGUCUAGCUGCAGCACAUGGACACAGGAAUGUGUUCCGCAAGCUGCUGUCCCAGACGGAGAAGGGGAAAGGGGACGUGCUGUCCCUGGAGGAGAUCCUUGCUGAGGGGACAGAGGAAGAAAGGGGCCUGGAGGAGAGGAACCCCUCCCAGCUGGACCUGGUCCGGACCGGCAAGGCCAAGCUCAAGGCCCUGAGAGAGGCCAUGUACCACAGCUCUGAACACGGACAUGUGGAUAUCACCAUCGACAUACGCAGCCUAGGGGUCCCCUGGACGCUGCACACCUGGCUGGAGUCUCUGCGGACGUGUUUCCUGCAGCAUCGGAGACCACUGAUCCAGGGCCUGCUCAAGGAGUUCAGCUGUAUUGAGGAGGAGGAGUACACACAGGAGCUCAUCACCCACGGCCUGCCACUCUUGUUUCAGAUCCUACGAGCCAGCAAGAAUGAGGUGAUCAGCCAGCAGCUGUCUCUGAUCUUCACCCAGUGCUACGGACCGUACCCCAUCCCCAAACUCCCUGAGAUAAAGAGGAAACAGACCUCACGCCUGGAUCCUCAUUUCCUAAACAACAAGGAGAUGUCAGAUGUGACCUUCUUGGUGGAGGGGAAGCCAUUCUACGCCCACAAAGUCCUGCUCUUCACCGCCUCUGGCAGGUUUAAGUCUCUACUGGCGAACAGACCAGCUGCUGAAAACACAUGUAUUGAAAUCAGCCACGUCAAAUACAACAUAUUCCUGCUGGUGAUGCAAUACCUCUACUGUGGUGGGACGGAGCAUCUGCACAUCAGAAACACAGAGGUUAUGGAGCUGCUGUCAGCGGCCAAGUUCUUCCAGCUGGAGGCGCUGCAGAGGCACUGUGAGAUCAUCUGCUCUAAGAACAUCAACACAGAAACCUGUGUGGAGAUCUACAGCCACACCAAGUUCCUGGAUGUCCCAGAUUUGGCUGUCUACAUCGAGGGCUACUUCCUGAAAAACAUGGUGGUGCUGAUUGAGCUGGAGCCCUUCAAAACACUGUUGUACGACACGCCUCCAGACAGUCCCGCCACCGAUGUACUCCUGGACCUGGAGAAGACCCUGGGCAUCCGCAUCCAGUCCAUCCACCUGUCCUCCUCCAAGGGCUCCAUUGUCUGAUUGGUUGAUUUAUUGAGCUGCUAAUGGGACUGGAACUGUCUGUCUGUCACCAUUGACCCCAGUUCAACACAUAGCUGUACUGAACCACACUCAACAGUGACACUUUUAAAUUGCUUGCUGUGCUAACACGCUAUUGCCAUUCUCCUGCAGCCUACUGAGCUUUGGGCCGAGCACUUAGGCAAAUGGACAGCGCUGGAACCCCAGAAAUUGUGAAAAGGAGAUUUUCAUAGGGCUGAAGUAAAGCUGACUCAUCACAGCAAUAGUGGGACUAUAUCGCUGAGAUGCAGUGAGGAAUGUGUGUGUGUGUGUGUGUGUGUCUGGAAUCAUUCGUAAAGCCCCGGCCAACAUUACUUCGCUCCUUGACAUUAGUCUCCAGACUGCAGUCAGACCUGCCAUUACUCCACGUGUCUACUGGGCAGAAUCAUUGUUGGUACUUUUCUCAGCAUGGUUCUGCAAUCCUACAUAGCUUUAUAGUCUAUUUAUAACUGGGCCUAGCCAAACUUAACAUAAGAGCAGACCUGAGUUCAAUAUUAUUUGAAAUAAAAUACUUUUAGCAUUUGCUCUAGUCUGCCCGGGGUGUCAGAUUGGUGCAGUUUGCACUUUUGUGACUAUUCUAUUGGUUCCAUUGUGCCAGGCAAGCUCAAUCACGCCUAGAUAAAGUAUUUAACAUGAUUUCAAAUAGUAUUUGAACCCUGGUCUACUACAUGUAAGAGUGAUAUGUGGAUAUACUGUAUGUCAUGUGGUAGUAUGUUUUAAGGGAGUCAUGCAAAGGAGAGAGGUAUUGGGAAAUUCUUCAAGCUACGUUUGGGAAAGCAGAAAACACAUUUCCUUCCUUCAUCCGCUGUUAGAACUGUGUAAAUAUUGUGAAUAAAACACAGAGCUUUGGCUCCUCUUGUAAGUUAAUGUAUAUAUCCUACAGAUGUUUCUUCUUCUCAUGCGUCUACUCAUUGGAUAUGGCUUUAUAAAAUGUUGUUCUUUUCAAUGUGUUAUCGUUCUGUAUGUUUCAAGUUGCAUGUCAUGAGAAUGACUGUUUUGCUUGUGUUCAGUUUGGUUUAAGAGUGGCAUGAGACUUUAAGAGAGGAAGCAGGAACGGUAUUGAGGAGCGAUAUUGUCAGCAUGUGUCUCUAAAUGUGUAGACGUGUACUGGUGUCUUCAUUUCAGGAGUGAACGGUUAUGGGCCUGUAUUCAAAAAGCGUCUCUGAGUGGGAGUGCUGAUCUAGAAUCAGGUCCCCCUGUCUAUAAUCACAUUCAUUAUGAUCUAAAAGGAUAAAACUGAUCCAGCACGCCUACACUGAGACACUUUAUGGAUAGAGGCCUAGUUCAAAAGAUGAUCAGGGUCUAUCCUAAACCGGAGAAGCGUCAUCUGUUGUGUUUUCCAGACAUUGUGAAACUACAUGUAAAUGUGUGACUUAAUAUCCGUUUCCUCCAUAAAGAUUAAUAUAAAGAAUGAUAUGAAUCCUCCCUAGA